This is a messenger RNA of Daucus carota subsp. sativus, 1089 nucleotides long. RefSeq lists its product as uncharacterized. The record is from RefSeq and is a predicted model, not a curated record. NCBI's taxonomy places the organism in Eukaryota, Viridiplantae, Streptophyta, Magnoliopsida, Apiales, Apiaceae. The coding region runs from base 1 to 1089 and encodes 362 amino acids. The transcript has a single exon.
AUGAGCUGGGCUCGCUUGAGCAGGCACAAAACAUCAGAUGGUAUGAGCUUUCGCGAUUUUCGAGAUUUUAAUCUUGCAAUGCUGGGUAAGCAGGGGUGGCGUUUUCUAUCAAACCCUGGGAGUUUGGUUGCAAGACUGUUUAAAACUCGCUAUUUUUCAAAUACUAAUUUUCUUGAAGUUCCGUUAGGUAAUAAUCCUAGUUUUGUUUGGCGAAGUAUAUGGGAAGCUAGAUCAUUGUUGAGAGCAGGGGCUCGUUGGAUGGUAGGAGCUGGCACUAAUAUUAGUAUUGCAAAUCAGCCGUGGCUUCAAGAUGAAGAGAAUCCGUAUAUUACAUCUUCCUCGCCUUCCUUUGAAAAUAAUACUGUUGCUUCUCUAAUGACACUUAAUGACAGAAGUUGGGAUGUGGAGAUUAUAAGGGACCUUUUUAAUGUGAGAGACCAGCAAUGCAUCUUACGCACUCCUAUCAGAAACUCACAGUCAGAGGACACAAUUUAUUGGUGUAAAGAGAGUUCAGGUGUGUUUACGGUAAAAAGUGCGUAUAAAUUUUUGCAGGAGCAAAAGGGUGUGUGGAGGAGGGAUGAUAAUAACAGUUUAUGGGCUAAAUUGUGGAGGAUUAAGGCUCCGCCAAAGGCUUUAAAUCUAGUGUGGAGGGCUCUUUCAUUCUGCUUGCCAACCAUGGUUAUGCUUUCUCAGAAGCGUGUGCCAGUUUUGCCUAGUUGCCCGGUGUGUAAUGGUGAGGACGAGACAAUCUUUCAUGCAAUGGUGGGUUGCCCUUUCGCAGCUCAAUGUUGGCAAUCUUUGUUCCCUGAUUUUCAACAGCAUAUGGGGUCUGAGUUUGAGGGCUGGCUUGAUGAUAUGCUUGGAAAAGUGACCUCGGAAAAGCGUCCCUUGGUGAUUACGGUAUGUUGGGCAAUAUGGAAGGCUCUCAAUGAUAAACACUGGAACCACAAGCAAGUUUCUAUGAAUGCGGCUUUAGUAUCAGCAAAGAACUACCUUGUUCAAUGGCAGAACUCCCAAGCUAGAUCUACGCAGGCUAGAGGUUAUUCGAAGUUUGUCGGAGACGGAGCAACUUCUUGGGUUAAACCAUAG